Messenger RNA from Rotaria sp. Silwood1, 3090 nucleotides. Lineage: Eukaryota; Metazoa; Rotifera; Eurotatoria; Philodinida; Philodinidae. The record is from the annotation of a GenBank genome assembly.
AUGACUGGUGUAGAGGCAUUUGUUGAAAAAUGCCGAGAUUUAAUUGAACUUGAACGUGAAGAAGAAAUAAAACAAUCAACAGAAGCAUUGAAAGGCCAACCAACAAAACGUCUUGCUGAACGGGGAUUAUGUCUAACACGACUUCGUUUUCAAUAUACAUAUACAGGUCUAUAUGGUCGAGCUAUUCUUGUUUUUGAAGGCGAAUCUCUUUCACGUGUUCAAACAUUUGGACCAGGUGAUAUUGCUGCUAUUUACCAACAAGGACAUUCGAUUGAUGAACAAAUUUCGUUAGCUCGUGGUCUCAUAUUUCGUUUAACAGCAAAUACAAUACAUAUAGCUAUUGAAGACAAUGAUGAUGAACAAUUUAAUUCAUUAGGUGAUACCUGUCUUUUUAUGAUUAUUAAAAUGGCUAAUGAUGUAACCUAUCGACGAUUAAAACAUGGUCUUACAUUAAUGGUAAAACAACGUCAAGGAAUUGCCCAUCAUUUACUUGAUAUUGCAUUUGAUAAUGCUGAUCCAAUUCCAUCAAAUUUUUCUGAGAGUACUGGUCCAUCACAAUGGUUUAAUGAAAAUCUCGAUCAAUCUCAACGAGAAGCCGUUAGUUUUGCAUUAGCUUCACGUGAUAUAUCCAUCAUUCAUGGUCCACCGGGAACUGGUAAAACAACAACAAUUGUUGAAUAUAUCUUACAAGAAGCAUUAAAACGUGAUGCAAAAAUUCUUUGUUGUGCAUCAUCAAAUAUAGCUGUUGAUAAUCUUGUUGAACGUCUUGGAAGAAAAAAACAAUUAAAACUUAUUCGUCUUGGUCAUCCAGCACGUUUACUUGAAUCAAUACAAUGUUUUUCAUUAGAAUCAAUUGUUAUGGAAAAUUAUCAAGAUGUUAAAAAUGCUAUACGUGAAGAUUUAAAUCAAUGUUUUAAUAAAUUGCGAAAGUCAACUACGGAUCGAAGUGAACGUGAACGUCUAAAAAAAGAAAUAAAAAAUUUACGCAAAGAUAUUCGACUCUAUGAAGAAAAAGCUAGCCGAGAAGCAAUGCAAUCAGUUAAUGUUAUUCUUUGUACAUUAACAUCAGCAACUGAUGAUAGUCCAUUAAAAUUAUUACCACAAAAUCACUUUGAUUUAGUUGUUAUUGAUGAAUGUUCUCAAGCUCUUGAAGUAGCAUGUUGGCUUGCUUUGCUUCGCGCACCGAAAUGUGUUUUAGCUGGCGAUCAUUUACAAUUACCACCGACAAUCUUAAGUGAAAAAGCUGCAAAAGAUGGUUUAGCGAUUACACUAAUGCAACGAUUAACUGAACAAUACGGUGAUAAAAUAACACGUAUGUUAACAAUCCAGUAUCGCAUGAACGAAGCCAUCAUGAGUUGGUCAUCCAAUGAAUUUUAUGAAGGAAAAUUAAUUGCUGAUGAAUCAGUUAAAUCUCAUCUUUUAAAAGAUUUAUCAAAUAUUUCAAAACGUGAUAGUGAAUGUGAAAUAGAUGAUGAAAACUUAUCUCAAUGUCCACUAUUUCUUAUUGAUACAACAGGUUAUGAUAUGCCAGAAAUAUCUUGUGAUGAUGAAAAUUCUCGUGGCAAUGAAGGUGAAGUUGCACUUGUUAGUAUUCAUGUACAAGAAUUAAUUGAAAACUAUGGUGUAUCUAUUGAUCAAAUUGGUGUCAUAACACCAUAUAAUAUGCAAGUACAAUUAUUACGUCAAAAACUUUUAAAUAAAUAUCCAACAUUAGAAAUCAAAUCAGUUGAUGGUUUUCAAGGACGAGAAAAAGAAGUUAUUAUUAUUUCAAUGGUUAGAUCGAAUUUACAUGGUGAGGUUGGUUUUCUAUCAGAUUCUCGUCGAAUCAAUGUUGCUAUCACACGUGCACGUAGACAUUUAUGUAUUAUUUGUAAUGUACAAACAGUUAGUCAUGAUCCAUUUAUAAAACGACUAAUUGAUUAUAUGCUUGAGAAUGCACAUGUUCGCUCGGCAUUUGAACUUAUUGAUGACAAUAACUUUUUUCAAGGAACAAUUUUAUCCAAAAAGUCAACAGUAUCUUCUAAGACUAAACAAACAAAACAACAAUUGAAAAAAUCUAAACAACAAAGUAAUCAACGUUCUGAAGCAACUAGUACACUUGAAAAUGUUCUUACUAAUAUUCUUGAUCAACGUAUUGAAGCUUUUCUUAAUGAUCCUAAUGUAGAAAAAUUACAAUUUGAAGAUGGUCUAUCACCAUUUGGUCGACGUUAUGUACAUGAACUUGCUGAAAAACAUAAUUUACAACAUAUUAGUGACGGUGUUGGCGAUCAAAGACAUAUAACUAUUAUGAAAAAAACUUCAGUUGAAACUAUUACAACAAAGAAAAUCAUUGAAAAUAAUCAAGCAGAAGAGGAAGAAGUUAAUGAUGAUGAUGAUGAUGAUGGAAAAAUGAAUGAACAAUUCCGUUCAUUUUCUUUAUUAGAAGAAGAAAAGAAAAAUUCAAGUCAAAUAAUUGAUAAAAGUACAAAAUUAUCAAAGAAAAUUUCUGAUCAAGAUUUAAUAUCAACAGAAAAGGAAGAAAAUAGAACUGAAUCACCUAUACUAGAUACUGCUAAUCUUUGUCGAUAUUGUCAUAAAGAUAUUCCACCGCAGAAUCGUCAGUUACAUGAAAUAUAUUGUCAACGUGUCAAUCCAUUAUCUUCAGUGGCUAUUUCAACUACAAAUGAAACAUCUGAAACUGAAUCUUCGAAAUUAAAUGUUGCUUCAGAACGUCCUAAAACUGUUAAGAAAAAAGAAAAUAAAUUAGCAUCAAUGAAUGCUGAAGCACCUAUUAAUGAUUUAUUGGAAGCAGCUCGUCAACAAGAUAAUAUAUGUAAUGCACAUCGCUGCAAAGUAAAAAUAACUUUAUUAGGGCAGCUUUGUUCAUAUUGUAAUCGUCGUUAUUGUUUUGAACAUUCAAUGCCUGAAGUACAUGGUUGUGGUCAUCAAGCACGUAAAGAUAUUCGACAAACACACAUUUCAACCCAUGCAAAUGUUAGACCUGUUUAUGAAAAUUCGUCGAUAAAAAAAGAAAAGAGACCAUACUUAGAAAGAAAAUUGCAAGAUAGGAUUGCAUCGAAAGAAAAUGAAAGAAAGAAAAAACAAAACUGA